Harmonia axyridis is the source of this 2201-nucleotide messenger RNA. RefSeq names its product pancreatic lipase-related protein 2. The transcript is spliced from 8 exons. Gene Ontology annotation, biological process: lipid metabolic process. The record is from RefSeq and is a predicted model, not a curated record. The coding region runs from base 515 to 2089 and encodes 524 amino acids. NCBI's taxonomy places the organism in Eukaryota, Metazoa, Arthropoda, Insecta, Coleoptera, Coccinellidae. Gene Ontology annotation, molecular function: triacylglycerol lipase activity.
UGAGGUUGUCGAACAGGUAGCAUCAGACGAAGAUUCGAAACAACCAUACGAGUAUUGUGAUGACUCCUAUUAUUGUAUCGGAAGGUGAAAGAAAAGUAGGGAGAAAAAGUUACCUGGGGCUUUUUAGAUAUUUAUCUACCUGCUAUCUCGCGUAUAUGUUUAUAAUGCCCUAAAAGACAGUAGCAGCCGCGGGUGUGUCUGGUAAACAUUUCAACACUACAUAAAGAUUUAUAUUAUCGGGUGAAGAAAAAUUACGGUAAUCUUCAUUGACGUAGAUACUUUUGUAUCGUAUAUAGAUCAGUCUAGACAAUUCCUCUACUGCAAUCAACAACAAGAAAUUGGCUAUAACGAGGUAAACACGUAAAGAGUUGCCCUUAGCCUGACCUUUAGACUUUGUGUUUUCUGAUAACAAAUGACUUUCAUCCUCGGGUUUCUCGAAGAUUUCCGGAUAUUGUUUUAGUGUAUACUGAGCGGCAAGUACGACGAGUGCAUCAUCUGAAGACAUUUCGGAAAAAUGGUGAACAACAGUUCGAUUUUUUUGCAGACCAUCAUGUUUAUCAUGAAUCAAAGCAAUUUUCAGGAUACUACAUCUUACAAUUAUUAUUAUUUGGAUAUUGGAAAAGCACCGAAUGCAACGAAAUGCUAUGGUAUAUAUGGAUGCUUCGAGUUAGGUGAGCCCUGGACUACAAAACACAGGCCUGUAUCUUAUUUUCCAAACGAUUUAGAAGAGAUAGAACCGAAAUUUUUACUUUACACAAGGCACAGACCAAAUAGACCCUUUGUACUUGAUCUAAAUGAAGAUGAUAUAAUAGGUUCUGCCCCCAUGAACCCAAAAAAACCCUUAUACGUCAUUUGCCAUGGAUUUUUGGAAGGAGGUGGUCAGUCAUGGAUCAAAGAAAUGACUAGAGAACUUUUGCACAUGGAAGACUGUUCCAUUAUAGUAGUGGAUUGGCAUGGUGGCUCUAGUCCCCCUUAUACUCAAGCAGUUGCUAAUAUCCGUCUUCUAGGAGUAAUAACAGCUCAUAUGGUAGCCGAAGUAGCAAGUUACACUCAAGGGUUACAUCAUGUGCACUGCAUCGGUCACUCACUUGGUGCCCAUUUAUGUGGAUAUGUUGGCUAUACUUUGCAAAAGGAGUUCAACCUAGUUUUGGAGAGGAUCACAGGUUUGGAUCCAGCCGAGCCCCAUUUUGCUAAAUCCACUGCACCGGUGAGACUAGAUAGAUCAGCUGCAAGAUACGUUGAUGUAGUACACAGUGAUGCUAGUAAAUUCCUUCUGGGAGGUUUUGGGAUAGUUGAACCAAUUGGACACGUUGAUUACUACCCGAAUGGUGGUAGUGAUCAGCCAGGAUGCAACAUGAAAGCCUAUCAGCGAUAUCUGACUCAAGAAGAUCAGAGUAUAUUUAAAGGUGUAAGAAAAUACAUAGGAUGUAAUCACGUGAAGAGUUAUGAAUUCUUUAUUGAAAGUAUAAACCCUAAAUGUUCCUGGUAUACUAUGGCUUGUUCUUCUUUCGAAGACUUUCAAGAUGGCAAAUGCUUUGAAUGUGGCGAGCAUAAUAGGAAUUGUCUGAAGUUUGGAUAUCAUGGAAGACGGCAUUAUCUUCAACUAAUCGCUAAAGGCGCUAUCAAGAAAAAUGAUAAUUUAACCCAAUACCUUAUGACUGGCCCUGAUAGGCCUUAUUGCCGUGCUCACUAUAGGAUAACCGUAACUAUAUCAAAAUCUGAAAAAAGUAAGCUACAUAGAGGAGAAGUGGGCCAACUAGUUCUCACGAUGCACAGCACUUCUGAUGCUAAGGGACAUAAAUCAACACCAGUAGCCUUCAAAGGAGGGUAUCAUGAACCUGGAAAGACAUACACCGGAGUUAUUGCAACGGAUGAGGUUAAACAUUUGAAAGCUGUCGAGGUUGAAUGGAGAUAUAACAGCAGUUUAUUUAACCCCCUAACGUGGAGAAUUUUAGCAUCACCUAGAAUAUACUUGAAAAAUAUUACAGUAGAAUCUUUGGAGAUAGGAAGACGCAUUGUAGUAUGUCCCAAAGCUGAUGUUCCGUUGAUUAGUGGAUUUCCUCAAUUUUUGAUACCAUCCUACUGUUAACAAUUCACUACAUUGAUUGUGACCAGUUUAAUAUGCUAAUACUGCUUUGAACGUCUGUGAUAUUAUUUGUACUUAGUCAUAAGUUAUUUAUUAAUAAAUAAUUAAUAUUCAA